Molecule: messenger RNA, 1110 nt
Organism: Loa loa (African eye worm)
Lineage: Eukaryota; Metazoa; Nematoda; Chromadorea; Rhabditida; Onchocercidae
Exons: 7
Coding region: 1-1110 (369 amino acids)
Biological process (GO): regulation of cell differentiation
Cellular component (GO): membrane
Source: RefSeq, a predicted model, not a curated record
AUGGGCGAAUUUCAACGCAAACUAAAAGAAGGCGAAAUAUUACGCUAUAAAUCGAGUUUCUUGAGCAAGAAAUGGAAAGAAUGUUGGGCUAUGCUAUUCAGUGAUUCCGAAUUUGUUUGGUACGACAAAAAGGAUGAUUCGAAACCGGCAGGUUCAGUUUUCUUGAAAGAUGUGGUACCGUAUACAUGUGUUGGACCAAUGUGUGAUCGAAUGCCAGUACGUCGACCAGAGUUACCACAACGAUACUCGUUGUAUCACUUAGUGGGUAUUGGAAUGGAUGCGCAAGCAAGCAAAGUUCAUUGGUUCCUAUUCUCUUCUGAUUCCGAUCUUGAGUCAUGGUUUACGGAAAUCAUGAAAACCCUACCGAAACCGAAUCCUCCUCCAGCUGAUGCUCAACAGCUGCCAGCAAGUGGACCGAAUGCGCCACCACCUACUUAUAAUCCUCCUCCGGUGUAUCCGACUAGUCCACCUCAAAUGGCCAAUACGUAUCCUAGCCAACCGGCAUAUAAUCCAGCAACAAAUCCACCACAACCUCCAAUGUAUGCUUCAACCGUUCCAGGAUAUGGUGGUGCUGGUCCUGGUGGUGGUGGUACCACAGUUAUUAUUGCUGAUCGAAAUGGAAGAGGUUAUGGACAACCAUAUGGUGGUGGUGGUGGUGGUGGUGGUAGCAGUGGUCCUGGUCUUGGGACUGGCAUGUUAAUGGGCUCAUUGCUAGGCUUCGGCCUAGGCAGUAUGUGGGGUGGUGGUUUACAUUCUGGAUUUGGUUGGGGUGGUCACUGUUAUCCAUCUCAUUUAGGAAUGGGCAGUGGCUUUGGUGGAGGAUAUGUGCAGGAUAACGACACAUAUAUCACGAAUAACUACUAUAACGGUGAUCCGGGAGGUACAGUUGGUGAACAUAAUACAGGAUCAUCGACUGUCGUCGAUACAAUCGAUUCAACAAAUAACCAGGAUGUGGUACAAGAUUAUGAUGGCGGUUAUGACAUAGAUGGCGGGAAUCAAGAUGAUUACGGCGGUUACGAUGUAGGAGGUGAUUAUGAUGAUUCUGGUGGUUAUGAUUUAGGAGGUGGCGAUGAUUUUGGUGGUGGUGACUUCGGAGGAGGAGAUUGGUAA